GCAACGUGCUGCGCCGGCGCAUUAUUGUGUUAAUGAAAAUCUGCCACGCGCUUCAAACUUUUGCUAGAUGAAGCUAAAUUUUAGUGCUGAAAUUAUCCGUGAAAAAGGUGUAAAGCUAUAAGAAAAGAACGUGUUUACAUAUAACCAAAUACAGACGAAUAUAAAUACAUAUACAUACUCAAGCUUGUCUUUGUAUGUGACGAUCAUUCAUUAUUGCUUCUCCUUUUUGCGCAAUGUGUUUUGGCUUCAGAUAUAUGUAAGCUUACCUGUGCAUCUGUGUGUGUGUCUCUGUGUAAAAGGGAGAGCAAAAUAGUCGCGUAUACAGUUUGUGUUUUGAGUGAGAGAGCAUUAAGCUUUUGAGUUAAAGUUCUUUUGCUUGCGUCGGCGUAAGCGUUGGCAGCAGCAACAGGUUAGACUUGUCUACAGCAUUUUGUCACUUGGGAUCUCAGUAAACCAAUCAAGUUAUCAUUAUCGUUAUGCUGUACAGUAAAACAUGGCUACGUCGUCACUUUAUGUUGCUGGGGUGACCUGUCUAGGAUUCGUUUGCUUUGCUCUAGCCUCCGUUGCCAUUGGCAUACCCAUUUGGGGUUAUUACGAUAGUCCAUCGGGUGGCUAUGACUACGAUCGCGGCUAUUUUGGGCCAUUCAAAGUCUGCAAACAAUUGACUUACAAUCGCGAGAAAUGCGGCAACGAUGUCUCCAAAUUCAGACUGAGCAAUGCCGUAUUUGUGAGCGGUCUCUUGGCCAUCGGCAGCUCGGCGCUGCUUGGUAUCUUCUGCAUCUUGUCGGUCAUACAACAUGCCAUGAUAUCAUCGCGGGAGAAGGUUGUCCUGUCAUACACAUCGCUGGUCAUUGUCAAGCUGAUAUUAGCGCUGCUGGGCGGUUUGCUGGCUAUAAUCGCUACAGUGCUGUUUGCCCUGCAAAUCGAUGAGCAGGAGCGCUUUGGCUUCAAGAUAUCGCGUGGCAUUUCCUUCUAUAUACAGAUAGUUGUGAUUGUAUUGUCCAUAGCGUUGUUUGUUGCUGCUUUAUAUGAUGUUAUAUUCUCACGCAGUCCUGGCGGAGAUCCCACAAUGGCGCUGGACGCUUCCUCGCCUGCAAGUGCAACAACCUUUAAUAAUCCCGGCUUCAAGGAGCCGUCGCGUGGACGCAAUGGCGUCUCGGUUACGGACGCUUCGGGCAAGCCAUACAGCGGCAUACGCAAUGGAGCUGGAACCGCUGGCAGUGUGGCCUCCAUGAGCACCACAGUGACCAGCGUCUCAAAUGGCUCCACGCUGGAUUCGGUGACGCGCUCGCCGCUGCGUUCCAGUCUCAAAAAGCCGCGACCUCGGCCAGAUCCAACGCUGGGCAUACAGAAUCCUGGCUUCUCAGGAUCGGGCAGCUCGCCGCCCAUGCGACGCACUGGCAGCGUUAAGAAGGUGCGCAUUCAAACGCACAGCACGGAGGUUUAGUUUAGCUCCAUCUACUCGACAUUAACAUAUGAGAACGACAACAAAUACAAUUACAUUAAACAAAGACUGUGUACAGUAGCAACAAAACACAACAAGAUGAUUUGACAUUUGAUUGCGCAUUGGCUGCAAGAUUUAAUGAAGAACAACAACCGAUAUACAAUUUACAUUUAAUUUAAUAGUUGGAUAAACGAAUUCUUUUCAUUUGUCUUCCAAUCGCGCCGCAAUGUUAAUUUUGAUUUAAUAUUUUGCAACGGUUUCCGUCCAUGGGCAAAGUCAAAGUAUUUAAUUUAAAACUUUCCAUCUAAUCUAAAGCAUUGUGUAGCAUUCUCCAAGUGUCCUUAUGACCUAUGCCCAGUUCCCUCUCUCCCACAAGCUGCAAUUUCAUCAUGACCUUUUUCAAUCGAUUUAGCAUUACUUAUGUUAAUUUGCAAUGUAAAAUAUAAACAAUUGUUGCUGACGUAAACAAAACAAAACACACAAACAAUUCACACACAUUAAGAUUAAGCUUGUUUGUUUAAAAAUAAGUUUAAUGUUUAUCGCUGUAAGUUGACUAUAUAAAUAAAUUAAA
Drosophila busckii is the source of this 2015-nucleotide messenger RNA. RefSeq lists its product as uncharacterized. The record is from RefSeq and is a predicted model, not a curated record. Bases 494 to 1447 code for a protein of 317 amino acids. Lineage: Eukaryota; Metazoa; Arthropoda; Insecta; Diptera; Drosophilidae. The transcript has 6 exons.